UUCGUCUAGCUAUGGCGGGGAGUAUAUGACCCGUGGUAGCAAUGUGGGUGGCAGCUCUUCUUACUCGUCAAUGUACCCUGGUCGUAGUGUGGGGGGCAGCAGUUAUAUGGGCAGUGGUGGUUCUGGAUCAUACUAUUGAUUUCUACAGAUCAGAUGGGCCGGAGGCAAAGGGACGCCGUCCGUGGUGUUUGUGCGCUUGCAAUCGUCUUCCUCAUGGGCAUUUCUUCCUGCUUUAUGGUCUAUCGGUGCUUGAUUGGGUCUAUUCGGCCGACUUCCGUCGAGGUUUCUUCUACUUCGGAUUUUGUUAAUGAUGGUGGUGUUUUGAAGAGUGGGGAGCACAACGAAGAGUGUUGCGGAGGUAUUGAUCAUUUGGAGUUGUGGGGAGAUGCUGUGAAAUGGGGUUCUGAUUUUAAGCUCAGUUCGUCGAGGGAAUGUUGUUUGGCCUGCAAAGCCAUGUGUGAUGAUCAAAGUGGACUGUGUCGGUGUAAUUCUUGGGUGUUCUGUGGUGAUUCCAAGGCUUGCGGACCACAUUCUGGUGAGUGCUGGUUGAAGAAACAAAAGGAUAUUUUGAGCCCUGACAUAAGAGCCUCAGGAGAUCAAGUCAUGUGGACUUCUGGCCUCAUGUUUGGGAAAAUUGAGGGAAUAAUUCGCAUGGAGACAGAGUAUGGGUCCUUUCGCAUUAAGCUUUUUCCUGACUGCGCUCCUUAUUCUGUGAACUUCAUUCUCGAGCUCCUAGCAUCGAGUUCUUGUAUUGGUUGCCAAUUCCAUCGUGCUGAAAGUCGCGGAAGCUUCUGGUUUUCCAAUGGGGAUCAUAUCGACAAUGCUCCAUAUGGUCCUCCUUUUGCUCUAAUCCAAGGAACUCUUGAAGCACAUGGAGUCAUGUUCAAGAAGAAACCAUGGGAAGAUUGUCCAGCCAUUAGAAGAGGAUCAAUUGCUUGGGUUGGUUCUGGCCCGGAAUUUUUUAUCAGCCUCGCCAACCACGACGAAUGGCGGAAGGCGUACACCGUGUUUGGUUCUGUUCUUCCAGAAGACAUGGAAUUGGUGGAGAAAAUAGCACAGCUUCCUACAAAAUCGGAGAAUUGGCAUAACAUAAAUGUCUCUGUUUUGGAGAAACCUAUUCCUUUUCGAUUGAAAAGAACGAAGACUGAACUAUAAAAUAAAAAUUUUGUAUGCCGAUUUUCAAGAGGGUCACUGUCCUUUUCCAUUUUGACCAUUUGGGUACAUUUGAUGAUGGGAGUUUUGGAGAAAGAAUGAGGAAUCUUUAUGGGAUCUUUUCAAUAUAAUUUAUUUGUGUUAUCGUA
Cucumis melo (muskmelon) is the source of this 1301-nucleotide messenger RNA. RefSeq lists its product as uncharacterized. The record is from RefSeq and is a predicted model, not a curated record. The transcript has 7 exons. Gene Ontology annotation, biological process: protein peptidyl-prolyl isomerization. Gene Ontology annotation, molecular function: peptidyl-prolyl cis-trans isomerase activity. Bases 154 to 1155 code for a protein of 333 amino acids. Lineage: Eukaryota; Viridiplantae; Streptophyta; Magnoliopsida; Cucurbitales; Cucurbitaceae.